AUGUCCAUGAACAAUUCUAAACAACCAGUGUCUCCUGAAGUGGGGUUCAUUUCAAAUACAACCUGCCAGACAGAAAACCGACUUUCAGUGUUUUUUUCAGUAAUCUUCAUGACAGUAGGGAUUUUAUCAAACAGCCUGGCCAUUGCCAUUCUCAUGAAGGCAUAUCAACGAUUUAGACAGAAAUCCAAGGCAUCUUUUCUGCUUUUGGCUAGUGGCUUGGUGAUCACGGAUUUCUUUGGCCAUCUAAUUAAUGGAACUAUAGCAGUAUUUGUCUAUGCUUCUAACAAAGACUGGAUCCGCUUUGACCAAUCAAAUGUCCUUUGCAGUAUUUUUGGUAUCUGCAUGGUAUUCUCUGGUCUGUGCCCACUUCUUCUGGGCAGUGUGAUGGCCAUUGAGCGAUGCAUUGGAGUCACUAAACCAAUAUUUCAUUCAACAAAAAUUACAUCAAAACAUGUGAAAAUGAUGUUGGCUGGAGUAUGUUUGUUUGCUAUCUUUAUAGCUUUGCUCCCCAUCCUUGGGCUCCGAGACUAUAAAAUUCAAGCAUCGAGGACCUGGUGUUUCUACAAAACAGAACACAUCAAAGACUGGGAAGAUAGAUUUUAUCUUCUGCUUUUUUCUUUUUUGGGUCUCUUAGCCCUUGGUGUUUCAUUCUUGUGCAAUGCCAUCACGGGAAUUACUCUCCUAAAAGUGAAAUAUAAAAGUCAGCAACACAGACAAGGCAGGUCUCACCAUUUCGAAAUGGUCAUCCAGCUCUUGGCCAUCAUGUGUGUCUCCUGCAUUUGCUGGAGUCCAUUUCUGGUGACUAUGGCCAACAUUGGGAUAAAUGGAAAUAAUUCUUUGGAGACCUGUGAAACAAUAAUUUUUGCCCUCCGAAUGGCAACGUGGAAUCAAAUCUUAGAUCCUUGGGUGUAUAUUCUUCUGCGGAAGGCUGUCCUUAAGAAUCUCUACAAGAUUGCUAGGCGCUGCUGUGGGGUGCACGUCAUCAGCUUACAUAUUUGGGAGCUUAGCUCCAUUAAAAGUUCUCUGAAGGUGGCCGCGAUUUCCGAGUCACCACUUGCAGAGAAAAUAAACCAUGAGACACCUAGUUUAGCAGAACAGCGAUUGAGUGCAAAUUUACCACAAAAUUAA
Elephantulus edwardii (Cape elephant shrew) is the source of this 1128-nucleotide messenger RNA. RefSeq names its product prostaglandin F receptor (FP) (gene PTGFR). Gene Ontology annotation, biological process: inflammatory response; positive regulation of cytosolic calcium ion concentration; adenylate cyclase-activating G protein-coupled receptor signaling pathway. The record is from RefSeq and is a predicted model, not a curated record. Gene Ontology annotation, cellular component: plasma membrane. Lineage: Eukaryota; Metazoa; Chordata; Mammalia; Macroscelidea; Macroscelididae. The coding region runs from base 1 to 1128 and encodes 375 amino acids. The transcript is spliced from 2 exons. Gene Ontology annotation, molecular function: prostaglandin F receptor activity.